UCGAAAGCUUAUCGCUCUCCCUCUCUCGGCGGACCAAGCCGCGGGAGCAGACGAGCUGCCGCGCCCCAUCAAUGUUUGAGGAGCCCUCUGGGCCUGUCUCCGCUUAGCUGUGGGCCGACCAGCCCCGCCUCAGCGUUGCCGUGGAGACGGGACGCCGCGCUUCGCCCAGAGGUGAACAGAGGCGGCGUAAGAGAUCCCAGGGCAGCCGCCGCCGCCAUGGAGUCGAGCAAGGGAAAACGUACUGUCCCAAAACCACAUCCUCCAGUUGUAGGUGAGGUGACCCAUCACAGCAUUCAACUCUCUUGGGAUUUGGAAAAUAUAGCACAAAGAAAAGGACCUCAAGAGCAAUGGCUAAAGAUGUCAAUUGAAGAAGAGGACCCCAAAUUACAUACCUAUGGUACCAUUUAUACGGGAUAUGCUAGACAACAUGUCGUGGAAGGUCUUGAGCCGAGAACAACCUACAGAUUUCGACUAAAGAUCACUAGUCCUACAGGGGAGUGUGCUUAUAGUCCAGCUGUCUCUGUAUCCACUAUUAGAGAGCCGAUGAGUGGAGAGCAACUUCAUCGAGCUGUCAGUAUGAAUGAUGUAGAGGCAGUUCUUAACAUUCUUCAGGGAGGACAUGUGAAGGUGGAUGUUCCUGAUAAACUAGGCUUUACUGCUCUGAUGGUUGCUUCUCAGAAAGGAUAUGAUAGGCUUGCGAAAAUAUUGGUACAGAAUGGAACAGAUGUGAAUCAGAAGAAUGGAAGUGGAAAGGACAGCCUAAUGUUAGCAUGUUUUGCUGGUCACCUGGGUAUUGUUAAAUACCUCAGAGAACAAGGAGCUUCUUGGGAAGUCAGAGAUCUGGGAGGUUGUUCAGCUUUGCACUGGGCUGUGGAUGGAGGACAUUGUGAUGUUAUUGAAUGGAUGAUUAAUGAUGGCUGUCAGGUAGAUACUAAAGAUACAGUCUUAGAAUGGACACCAUUGAUGAGAGUUUCUGCAGUAACAGGGAAUAAGGAUGUGGCAUCUCUUUUAAUUGAAGCAGGAGCAGAUGUGAAUAUGAAAGAUAAAGAUGGCAAAACACCUUUAAUGGUGGCAGUAUUAAAUAACCAUGAAGAGUUGAUUCAGUUGCUGCUGGAUAAAGGAGCAGACUCUACUGUUAAAAAUGAGUAUGGCAAAGGUCUCCUAGAAAUGGCUAGAGGUUUUCACAGACAUAGCGUGGUCAUUUUGUUAGAAGAAAAUAAGAGAAAAUUAAAUGAGAAAAACAAUUUUCCUCCACCAGCUCUUGGCUCACAGUCACGUGAGGUUUUAUGCAGCAGAAGGAGCUUUGGAAGAUGCUGGGGGGGCAGGGGAAAAUACAACAGUUCUAGGAUUUUCCUCCAUUUGUGCUAUUUCUUCUAGAAGCCAAAUCUUCUUUUUAAUCCGAAAAGCAUUCCUAGUUCUUUCCAAGGCAAAGAUAAUGUCUGCAAUGAAAAUUCUGUUCUCUUAAUCUAGCCUUUCAAAAAACUGUCAGCCAACUAAUAUGAUUCACAUUUUGCUGCAGAUGCUAACUUUCUUUUCCACUCUGUUUACCUUUGUAAGAUGUAAAGUCGAAAUGGAACCAUUAAAACAAUAGUACUGUUAGGCAUGGCAAUUAACUAACAAAUAAUUGAUUGUUUUUAUGCUUAUCCUCUGCAUCUACAUUUUUUCCAGGGAUGGGCUCUUUACACACCUGUCAUCUAACACAGGAUGUUUUUAUCUCUCACUUUGUGCUGGAGGGAAACUAGGCUAUUUCUUACUCUUCUGUCAUUUUAUAUUUUAUUUGACAAUCUUCCUUCGCUUUAUAAUGAAUUUACUCAAAUAGCAGGGAUCUAUGAGGUGAAUCUAAAGGUUCCAACCCUGCUGAAGAACUACAUGGAAUUUCAGGGGGAGAAGGAGUUAAAUUUUUUUGCUUGUUUUUAGUUCGCUUUUUUAAAAAUUUAGGAAAUUACACACACAAGUGUUAGAAGAAUGUUUCUCAAGUUGCAAACAGAAGCACUGAAAAAGAAAUACUAGAAUUAAAGUUGCUUGUGCAACCUUAAUUCAGCUCUCUUAUCCAUAUGAAUUAGGAAACGUCUUUAAUUACAUUUACAUACUGUUUUCUCCACAGUACUCCCUAUAUAAUGUUCAAAACAAGUAUAGCAGUAAUGUAUAUAUUAGAUGUACAGAUCUACUUACAGAGCAAGGUGUGCAGCAGGGUUGCUUUGCAGCUGGGAGGGAGUUGGAAGCUUCUUAAACUAAUGACAAACUCACAUAAUGCUGAAACACAAGUUGUUUAAGGAAAUUUCAGGAUACCCAAAGUUAUGACACCAAAAGUAGCUAUCUAGCCUGCCUAAAGCUGCUCAUAACCUUUGAUAAUAGAAAAGCAGAUAAACUGCUCCUUCAAUAUUAACGUAAUUUCUGUUUUGCAAACGCUUUAGCAAGGAAUGUUGUAUGAGAAAUUAAGCUUAUGUUAGAAGUCUAUGUUUCCUUCAUAUGCUCAAUAAGCUAUGUCAAAUGCAGCUCUAAAAAUGGGAGCUUGUAGCUCUGCGACUCCCAAUGGCUAAAGAAAACACUAUUUGUAAACAAGUUUUUUCCAUUAGUUUACCAUAUGUAAAGAUGGUAGUUCAAACUCCUAUAAAUUUUUUUCAAAUUUUUAAGUACAUAUUUAGAAAAUAUCUGCAUACAUGUAUAACAAAAAAGUGCCUGUGAUAUGCUGAUUUAUAAGAAAAAUAAUACUGUUGCAUGGUGAAAUUUUACAGUUAUUUAGAGUGUCAAAAUGAAAUAAUUGACAUACCUAGCAAAGAAAGAUGCUAUCGUACUGAUUUCUUAGGUAGUAUCUUAUAUUUUUUUCUUGAUGUGGUGCUUGCAUUUUUUUUAAAUCAAUUUUGGUAAUUACAUAAGACAAAACAAAACAAAUGUGUUUAUUGUUUAUUGAAUAUAGUAUUCUUAACAAUGAAUAGAGUGUCCUGCUAUUGCAACAUUACAUUGUGUCCACUUGUAAUACAUUAAAAUAACAAAUUCUAUAAGAAAUGUAUACAAAAGUAACACAAACUGUUAUAUAGCUAAGUGUGUGGAAAAGUUAAGCACACUUAAGUUUAACUGAAGCAUGAUAAAUGAAUGGUUCAUAAAAAGUAAUGUGCUGGUUUAUGUAGGUUUAAUCUCAGAUCAUACUGUGCUAAAUGGUCUGCAGUUUAAACAGUUAAAAUUACUUAUCAGUUGCUACAUUUUUUUUUAAAGAACAAUAGCACCUUUUUUUCCAGAGUCUAACCAAAUGAAAACAUGCCUUGUAUUUUUAUAUAUCCUGCCUUAAAGGGCUUUUAAAAAUAUUUUUCUGUGACUGCUCUGUUAAUGACUGUUUACAGUCACUGGUCACACUUUUUAAUGCUUUGUUUAAAAGCCUAAAUUAAUACAUACAAAAGUCUUGUGGUGUUUUGAAAUAGAUGUGAAUGUAUGUUGGAAAGGCAUAUUCAGGCAUGUUGGAGAAGCAAACACCAUGCAGAAGAGAGUAUGUGAAAGCAGGAAUUUGACAGCGAGAUGAAAGUUUAUGAGGUGACUUAGAUAACGUGCAGCACUUCAAUGGUUUUUAAAGUGCUUUAUCAAUACUAAUUACGCUUCAAAACCACCCUAUGAAUUGGGUAAUUAAGUGUUACUAUAUCCAUUUCACGGAUGGGGAAAACUGAUGCUGAGAGGUUAAGUAACUUGUGCAAGAUGAAAAGGAGAAAUCUGUAUCAAGAGAAGGAUGAAAAUUCAGGAUCUCCCAAUUCUUACUCCCAUAUUUAAACCAUUAGACCCCACACUCUCUUAAAUCUGUAGUAGAUUAGUAUUUUAUUUUGUUUACUAUUAGCUAAAUUUAUAUUUAGCUAUAUUUUGCGAAAUGUGAUGAUGAUCCAUAGGGGCAUAAUCUCUUGUGGAUAGAUUUAUUUAGUUGCUGUUCAGAAGGGAUAAUCUGUAUGUAGAAUGAGUUCUGGCACUAAAGAGUUUACAAAAGUAAAUUUCCUAGUGUACUAAAAGAUAAUUAACGAAUGAAUCUUCCUUCAACCUUAUUGUAAAUGUCUAAAUGCAUUAAAAACAAACUAUAACUAGUAACAUUUAUUGGGCAUUAGCAAAUAGCGCAAUAACAUUACAUUUUCAAAUAAUCGGAACCAAACAGAACUGAUGCUAAAAAAAGUAACUGCCAGGGAAAUAAAGCCAUGUACAGCAGCUUUGAACUAACUAGGCAUUUAAAAGAAGACGCUCAGGUGGAAAAAUCACACUUGUAUCUAUAUAAAAGCAAUACCUAUGAUUACUAAAACUGAAAGAUAUUAGAUGGGAAAAUCCCAUAUCUGUCUGUUUUAUACAGUUUUUGUACUUCGCAUAUUUAGUAAUUUUCACUAGUUUGUUGAUGGUCAUUUGUACUUCCAGUCCCAUGCACUAACAUAAUGCAACUUCAUGCAUUGCUCUGUGGAGAGCCCAUGUACGUGCUCUUCCCUAGGAGAGUGUUGUUUACCAGUAACAGCAGCAACAAUGCUUUAAGUUUUUACCUCUCUAGAAUGAGGGAAUGCUUUCAAAGGGUCCAGAUCUCUCUGGCAUUCCCCAACCAGGACAUGAGUCAGCAAGUUUCAAGUAGGUCAUACAUACUUGUAUCAUAGCCUUUAACUGUAAAAUUAAUCUCAAAAUUAUUAUGUGUUCUUGAGCUGUUUUGCUUUAAGAAGUUUAAAUGUUUCAUAACUGUUGAUAUAUGGCCCCCUGUUUAGUCAGCUGUUUUAAGUAGUUGUAAAUUUUUAAUUUACAAGUUGGUUAAAGGUGUUUUUCAGAGAUUUCUCAUGCAGACUUAAGAUGAACCGUAGGAUAGCAAGCGUUGUCUUAUUAGUAAUGAUGCAUCAUCUCACUGUAGGUCAUAUAAGCAAAACGCAUGAUCAUAUGGAGGUCAAUCUUAAAGUAUCGAGACUUAACUGUUAUGGUUCAGAUUAGUUUUAACCCAUCUAUGAUCUUUGUAAAUCUGUUUUGUCAGCGUGGGUGUUAACUGAGGCUCUGAUCCUGUAAUAAGAGCCAUACACACAACCUCACUGGAUUCAUGAAGCAUUCGUAGAUUUGGCAUUGCAAUAUUUAUGCUAGGAAUUCCGGCUUGUUAAAGGGGUAUUGCUUAGAGAUGCUGGUUACACUUUAAGGUUCCAUUUAUAAAUAGUUUUUAAAAGGUUAAUGGGUGAUUAACAGAUGCUUUGAUACAUGGUUAAUCAAUUGUUAUAGAAUCCAACAGGUUAAUAGGUUACUUGUGCUUACAACCAUCUAUUGAUGUGCCUAUAACCACCUGUAAUAUAUGCAAGUGUAACCCAUACACCUUCUGGGUGUGGUGUUCUGUCCCAUCUAGUGGCACUGAGACCACUUAGAGAGAAAUUAAUGAGUCUGCGCUACAGCCAUAUGGCUUUUAGCUCAUACAGUAGAGAGUCAUGUACUAAGCUCCUAGAGGUCCCAGGUUCGAUCCUGCCUGACAACUGGGGUCUGUUGGUGUUACUCAAGCAUAUUCAAAACAUGAGUAGUAACAUCUAUUAUACCACAUGCAAAUGGAACCUUUUUUAAGUCCACGUUAUUUAAGAAGUGCACCUUUGUGUUUAAACACAUUGAUGAUGAUGAGGGGAAGUUGAUCUGGUUUAAAAAACUUUCAGACCAGUCAUUCAACUUCUAUUCCUCUAUAUCAUGUUAAACUGUUCUUGCUAAUACAUCUUUCACAAAAGUAGACUUAAAGAAUCAUACAUGUAUCAUCCUAAUAAGCCUUAGCACCACUAAAGAGUACCAGUUCAAAUGAUUAGGUUCCUUGCAGCAGUUUGAUUUUUACAGUGUGUGCCACUUUGUCACAAAAUUUUGCCAAUUACAAGAGACAAUGGCCUUUAGUUUUAGUUUCACAAUGCCCAAUAGGCAUAAAAGGGUUCCCUCUGUAAGUAGCCAUUAUUUUCUUAUAUCUUGUUGAUUGUGUGGUUCAUGUGAUGGUGAACUUGAAGAAAUUUAGAUUGUAAGGCAGUGUACACUCUUCACUCUGUUUACAUAUUUUGACAAAGAAUUGUUUUUUAUAUAGUAGCCAAAAAUCCUCCUUGGUGCAUCUGCAUGGAAUUACACCAGGAAGAAUUUGUCUCAUGGUGCUUCUUAGUCUUGAAAUACCUUAUUUUCAGAAAGAAUUAAGUUAUACAUUUUAGUUGCAGGCACUGGAAAAUUAGCCUCUCAGCUCUUGAGACCACUAUUAUAUAGGCCCAUAAUUUGACCCAUUCACAAUCUGCUGAAGUAUAACCUUUUCAUUGAGAAAUCAAGAAAGAGUUGCAAAAACAAAACAAAAAAAUCCCAAUCCCCUCAAAAACCCCUUUAUUGGGCUUACAGCUAUAAUUUUAGUACUCGCCAUGCUUCCUUUGCAGGGUCUGAAGCAGCAACUAAACAGUAUUUCCAUCACUGCACACAAUUAUGCAGGGAAGCUAAUACAUAAAUAAGGAAAUAGACAGGAAAGCCAUAUUGUCUUCUGUUGUAUUAGAAACAUGGGGAAAGUUUAAUAUUUGCAAAAGGGUAACGAAGAAAAAAUAUUUACUUUCAAAUGAUGUGGUUGUUGGGAUUUUCUAAAACUAUAACACUUUCAUAGAAUACUUUACAUGUGCAAAGCUCUGCAAAAAUACUGAAUACUUUCCUACCUCAGAAGGGUAUUAUCACAAAGAAAAAGAUACAGAAGAUUUUGUGUCCUUUUAAUAGUAAUAGAAGUUUUAGGACUAAGUCCCUGCAUAUCAUACUGAAAACUUCCUCCAGUAUAAUCUGAGGGUUCAGGUCCCAAGAUGCUGUAAAUUAUUACAGCUCCAUUGAAGUCAACAAAGUUGCUCUGAUGUACACCAGCUGAGAAGCUAACCCUUAGGUAAAAUUCUAACCCCACUAAAGUCAGUGGGAGUGUUGCCAUUGACUUCCAUGUGGCCAGAGUUUCACACACAGUCUUUAAACGUUAUCAGAAAUACAGAAAUAUUUUGACACAGUAUAGUCAAUGGGAGCCUAUGAAAGGAAUGACUUGUCCAUAUGAAACCUAGUGUGUUUUAAAAGUGAUGUAUUUUCCUAAUUCUGGCAACAGAACAAGAUGCCACUGAGGAGUUGAGGCUUUUAAAAACAAAAAUACCCAUCCAAAAUUCAUAAAAAGGUUGUUUAAAUAGCCACAACAGCACCUGGUUUUGGUGUUUGCCAAAUCCAAUAUAAAAAAAAAGUAGAGUGCCACCAUGUCUCCAUGUUUAUCAUAAAUAUUUUGUUCGCAUUAUUCAGAAUGUCUUAUAAAGCACUGGUAAUUUUAUUAAACAUGCAUGUUUUAGGAACUGAAAUGUCUUUGAGGAGGAUUCUAUUUUGGUUUAUUUGUUUUGUUGGUAAUGUGGAUUUAGCUAGCUAGUACAUCCAUAAACCUGGCUGCUAUAUUGUUGUCUUGAUACAGUGGAGAUUAAGAAAGAGUUACACUCACUGAAAUGAGAACCAAAGGCCUCUGUACAUUUCUUUCUGCUUGAACAAACAAAAACUAUGAACAGGAAACUAACCCAUUUUUGACAAUAAUGUUAGUAAUGGCUCCCACUUAGUCUUUUUCAACUUGUAUUGAAAAGAAAAGUUUGUUGAUAGUGUAGCUGAAACAAACUAUUUUUAGCAGUGUUACAGAAAGAGUGUGGAAGGGACCGCACACACUCAAGUUUCCUGUAGCAGUGUUGAAAAUGAAUUUGUUGCAUCUACGCUCACAGUGAAAGCAUUUACAACAUUAGUUGCGCUAGGUCAGGGUGGUGGAAAAGGUAGGGAGGAGCUGUCACUGAGCCUUUGCCGCAAAAUGGCCAUUUUCCUAAUAUAAUUUAACCCACAUGUGGAGCAAUGGUCAGUAGUAGCUUGAUUUGUUUAUCACUGUAAAAGAGAUGAUCCACCACAUGGUGAUUUGAGGGAGCUAAAGCGGGACUUAAAAUAUUCCUCUAACAAUUUCAGCCGUGUGAAUUAAGAAAUAAAAUCAGAAAGCUAUUGAUUUCCAAUCUCUGCUUUUUGAUGAAGAUUAGAUAUACAGAUGAAGGGCAAAAGUAGCUUUUCUUUUUACACUGAAUGGUACUCAAGAGAUAUGAAGAUCCUGUCCAUGUUUUCAGAUACAUCAUGUCUUUAUACUAAAGUAUGUCUUUUUAACACUUCGUUCACAGGAGUAUGAGUAUUUUGGAGAUUAAAAAGGGGGAAAAAUCCAUCAGAGACGGACAAUAACAUUUUAGAAGUUAGAUACAAAACAGUAGUAAAUAUGUAAAAUACAGUUGAUAAGCAGAAGUGAGGCAGCAGAAAUACAUAUAAUCUUUUUAAAACAAUUAUUUGUAAAUAUAGCAUCUUAGUGUUUUCAAUGUAUUUGACUGUAUAGCUGUAUUGCAUAGUAAGAUGUCGCUAUCUUAUAUGAUAUUGAAUGUAUCUAAUUACCAAAGCAUCAAAAAAUGUAAUUAUUGGAAGGCCUGAAUCUGCAUUGAUAUGGAAUGAUUGUGUUGUGUUUGAUAAAACCGUGAGCUAAAAAUACAAUUUUAUGAUAUAUAGUAUUUGUCCAAAACCAAUAUGCUCCCUUUAAGUACAGAUUUCCUGACAAUUUCCAACAGUGACACCAGGCCUCUUGAAAUUACAGUACAACUAGUAACAGUUAUUUUGGUUAAACAGAUACGGUAUACAUUUGUGUGCAGAUAUCGGGCAUUUCACUGGAUUCCAGAAAACAUGGCUCACCCUGAUGUAAUCAUUCAAAGGUUUGUUAUAAACCAUUGAAAUCACUAGAGUUGUUUAUUCAUUGAUUUAUCCAUGAGUAUCAGUACUCUAUAAAGAAUAGAUCAAAACUAAACACUCUACAUAAGACACAAAGCAGAAUGUUUCAAGUUCACUAAAAUAUUAUAAAAAAGGCUUCCUUCCUAGGAAAACUCAGCUAUGGUAAAAAAAAAUAUCUACUACAGUGCACUGCACUGUAAUAAAUAUUAAUCAUAAAUUAAUAAUUUACAAGUACCUGAGCAAGUACACGAGCACCAUAGCACAGCACAGCACCAAAAGCAGUAGCUCAGAGUUCUUAAAAAUAAUGGUGUUUUAAACAUUAAAAAUUCUAAGUAUUGUUAUUUUUUUAAACCCACUCUAGUUGGAGUUUAAAGAUAGUGCAAACUUCUGUCUUCACUUUUUUCAGAAAGGUGUCAGAUUUUCUUGUCAUUUCACAUAGGCAGUGUUGCUGGAUCUGGGCACUUGUGGAUGUUUAGGUGCAGGUCUGUUUAAAAAAAGAUUAGAAAUAUAUAAAUGAAAAUGUCAAAUUGUUAAACUUCUUCUGUUUUUUAAUUUUGGCAUUAGGAUGUAUAGCUUAAUUCAUUCAGCAAUAAAGGGAUUUACCAAUUUUAUCUUCAUUUUGUGGAGAAGAAGCACAGAACUUUUAUGUUGGAAAAAGAUAGGACAUCCAACUUCUUUUGAAGCCACCAUCAGAUCUGCUCUUGUGACAGAAGCAGAUUCCUUGUGUGACCCUCAUACAAGUCCCUUCAGCUGUUAAAACAUUUUCCUCUGACCAGUGGCAGAACUAGGCUUAAGUUUUACGUGUGUGUUCUAACCUUCCUUAGCUCCCUAUUCGGUCACUUAAUUUAGGACACUUCUAAAAAAUGCUGCUUAGUCCUGUACUGUAGCUAUCAGUUCAAAGAUGCCACUCUGAAGUACUGUUACUGCUUCUUAAGAGCAUCUUACCGGGACGCAAUACAGGGUCUUAGAGGAACUCCUCUCUCCCUCCCAUGGAUCUUCCACAUGGAAGAGUCAUACUGGUAAGUUAAGAGCUAUGCAUAACAUACAGAAUUAUUAGGAAAGUAAAAUGUUAUUUUGGUCUUAUUUUUCAGUUUUCUGAGCUGAGCAUCACACUAGGUGCCUCAGGGUAGAACUGCUAUGUACUUCCAACGCCAUUAUUUUUAUUUCUUUGAGACUUUUUUUUUUUUAAAUGCGUAGAAGAUUUAAACUCUAGGGUUAGAUGAUACAAUAAUAAAAUGGAAAUUUGGAAGUUAAUGGAGCCUUAUUUAUACUAGAUCCCCCACUGGUGCUACUAGUGGUGGAGAUGAACUGGUGUUAACAUGGGUGAGAAUUUCUAGAUAAAGGGUGAUAAAACUUCCUAGUGAAGAUAAGGUCUAAGAGGUACCCUUUAAAAUACCACCUAAAAGGAUUAAAUGUUUGUGUGUGGAGGAGGUAUGGGGUUCAGAUGGCUCAGGGAGGAAUAUAAUGAAGAUUCUCAGUGUACAUUUCCAAUAUACAGGACUACACUAGUUAAAAAAAACCCCACCUUUCUAUCAAAUAUGAGUCUCUGUUAAAUUGCUAUCAUCCCCAGUUCUAGUUGUCUGCAGCAGUACUGUGCUGUCUGAAAAGGCUAGCUACUGGAUUCUUUCAAAGCAGCUGCUGUAAGAGACAUCUCUCUUGUGCUACUGAAAAAUUUUCACAAUCUCAGUUUGUGCUGCAACAUCACUAUCUGCUUGUUAUUCACUUUUUUGGCAGGAGGCAGGGGUGUGUAAAAACAAACACUUAUCUUGCCACACAGUUUUCCUCAUGAAAAGUAACUGCAAUGCCCUGAUUUUGAAAGAAAAACUGUAUUUGCUUUUUUUUAAUGGGCACAGCUUAAAUCGUGUGUUGACACAGAAACCACAAAGCAAAGCACUGAAGCUUCAAAACAAUUUUCUCUAUCUACAGUAUGGGUGACUUUACUGCAAAUCUUUGCUAUGCCUGUUUGAACUUAUUUAUCUUGUAUGUUUUUAGUUUUAUUCUGUUUUAUUCACCAAGAAUUCUUCCCAAGUAAUGUAAUGAAAUCCUCACAUCCUUUGUGACACUAAAUUUCUGAACCACUGCCAACUACAUUACUUUCUGGUAAUGCUGAAACUAUAAAAUAAUGGCAAGCUUCCUUAUAGGAGGUGCCUGCCAAUAAAGCAUUGUUGAUCCAGAAGAAUAUCAUCUCAAUGUGCAAGGUUAUUGCAUGUGGUCUUUCAUACAUUAUAUAAGAUCAAAUAGCUCUUGCAUGAGUUUUGCCUUCAUGAGGGCUGUAGAGUAAGGCUCUCUAUCUCUUCCUUGUGCUCCAUGCCACAGUCUUUCAUCAUCAUUCCUUGCAGGCGGUCAGACUAGAUGAUCACGAUAGGAAGCAGUGGGGGCAAAAGACCUAUAUGGCUUUAAGAUUAAACUCGAUAAGUUUAUGGAGGAGAUGGUAUGAUAGGAUAACAUGAUUUUGGCAAUUAAUUGAUCUUUAAAUAUUCAUGGUAAAUAGGCCCAAUGUCCUGCGAUGGGAUGUUAGAUGGGGUGGGAUCUGAGUUACUACAGAGAAUUCUUUCCUGGGUACCUGGCUGGUGAAUCUUGCCCAUAUGCUCAGGGUUCAGCUGAUCGCCAUAUUUGGGGUCGGGAAGGCAUUUUCCUCCAGGGCAGAUUGGAAGAGGUCCUGGGGGUUUUUCACCUUCCUCUGUAGCAUGGGGCACGGGUCACUUGCUGGAGGAUUCUCUGUAUCUUGAAGUCUUUAAACCAUGAUUUGAGGACUUCAAUAGCUCAGACAUAGGUGAGAGGUUUAUUGCAGGAGUGGGUGGGUGAGAUUCUGUGGCCUGCAUUGUGCAGGAGGUCAGACUAGAUGGUCAUAAUGGUCCCUUCUGACCUUAAAGUCUGAGUAAUGUACAAUAUGAAAUUACCAUUACAUAAGAGUUUAAAAAAUAAAGUGAAUUAGACGUUUAAAGACAGAUCCUGAGCUGGGAUAAAAUGGGAUACCUCCAUUGGAAAAAAAAAUAGAGCUACAUUUAUUUAUAGUAGCUGAGAAUCUGGCCCUAUCUUUCACAUAUUUGGUAAACAGAGAGAAAAUGAUUGCUAUGUAUCUUAGUAAUAAAUAAAGGUGCUAUACAAUGGUAUUUUAUGUGCAGUUAGAAUAUAACUUACUAUGGUAUAAUAUCUCACUGCUAUAUAAUAGAUGUCUUCAUUUUUGAUCUCCUCUGUGAUAUACUUGUUUACUACCGAGUAAGAUACAAACACAAUGCUAACAUAUUUAUCUAGGUAAAGGAGGUGCAGGGAACCUUAUAUGAUGACAGACCAUUUAAAUGGAGAGGAUGG
Molecule: messenger RNA, 12024 nt
Organism: Chelonia mydas (Green sea turtle)
Lineage: Eukaryota; Metazoa; Chordata; Testudines; Cheloniidae
Gene: FANK1
Product: fibronectin type III and ankyrin repeat domains 1
Exons: 12
Coding region: 217-1377 (386 amino acids)
Biological process (GO): regulation of apoptotic process
Cellular component (GO): nucleus
Molecular function (GO): protein binding
Source: RefSeq, a predicted model, not a curated record